AUGCUCGUGCCUGGCCACCAUGUGACCGUGAUGCACAGAAGUGCUUCCCCAGGCGCUGCUGUGGUGAGCAAUGCCUUUCUUGCGGCUCCCUGCUAUGUGGCAACUGCAGCACUUCAACCUUGUCAGACGGCCUGGUCCCCACGUCAGAUGGUGACCAUGCCGCCAGAUCCAGGAAUUUCGAACCAGUACCUCGAGGAGGAGGAUAUCUACAGUGCCGGUGCCGAGGUGGAGUUUGGCAACUUCCGCUUCCGCUGCGCUGACGUCCUUGGUCGGGGCUCCUACGGCGAGGUCUGGCGAGCACAGGUGCUCAGCGCCAAGGGUCGCUCGGAUCCUUCCGAAGUGGCACUCAAGGAGGUCCUGUGCCGCAGCCAGAGUGAGCUACGGCAGGCCAUCUUCGAGGUGCAGGUCCUCAUGGCCUUGGAGCAAGCCGCAUCGCCUCACCGACUGAAGCUGCGGGUUCCACGCUGCAUCGCCUACAAGGUGAACGUCUGUUCUGGUGGCUGGAAGGUGCGGACUGCGAUGACGCUGGUGCCCGGACAGUCUCUGGACUACUUUUUGAGGCAGAAGCCUCCUCCCGGCUGCACCGUUUCGACCGGUUUGCGAAGAGCGCUGAGCUUGGUGUCUUGCCUCUUGCGGGACAUCGGCCCGGCCCUCCAACUGCUGGGCCCGAUUGCUUGGCACCGGGACGUGAAUUCUCACAACAUUCUCAUCGAUGCUGCCGAUGCCGAUUCCAACAUCGCGGCCGCUUCCUUCUGGCUCAUCGAUUUUGGCUUGGCGGUAGACUCCCAAAGCUGGGUCUCGGAGCAGGGUAGAUGGAGGACAGAGUAUAUCGGAGGCGACAGCCGAUACUGGCCACCCAGUUCCUGGAUCAUGCACCUUGUGGGUCCGGAGGGCUUCGACCACCGUCCGGAUCUCUGCGACCAAUACCAGCGUCGUCUCGACAUCCACGGUUUGGGCGUCACGGCCCUGGAGUUGCUUUGCACGGUGGCCAUGGCCUGCCCAUUGGCCGAUGAGGCCGAGGAGCAGGCGCUGCAGCCAUGGGCUCCGAUCUUCCACGCCUGGACUUGCUACCGCGAGGCAGUUUGGCAAUGGUGGGCGACUGUUUAUGCCGUCUUCUCCGUUGGUGGAGAUCUUGCCCCUGUGCAAGCACAGCUCGUCGAGGAGAGAAUCGUGGAGCAGCUGCUGCUUCUCCUGACACGCAUCCGCAUUGCCCUGCGAAGCUGUGCCGCGCAGCUCGCAGACUCGCAACAAGCACGACUUCUGCAAAUGAUUGCUGACAUGCUUGACGAAGGGAAAGCCUUCGAACUGCGCGACAUCCAGAGGCUCGUCGGCGGCCCGAAGAUCGAGUGCCCCCGUCGGAGCAGUUCCAUGGUCUCGAAGGAGAAAAAGGCGGAACAGCCGCAGCCGCAGCGCUUCUGCAGCGUCCCGACAAAGGGCCGCCAGGCAAGAAACGGCACUGCCGUCGUGGCAACCAUGGCUGGCUUAGAAAAGUCGAGACGCGCCAACGCCAACGGUCAGGAUGUUCUGGGCCAAAGCUCCCGCAACACUCCGGCAUCCCAAAUCAGGACCCCGGUAACGGACACUGUGGCCAGCUGGCAAUCUCAAGCUGAUGCAGUGAUGGCGCCGAACGGCGCGAAGGCCCUCGACCAGAAGCUGGCGCAGUUCCGACGGAGCACCGUGCAGAAGGCCGGGCCACGGAAAGCCGCUCAGCCGCUCAGCCGCUCCCCGCUGACUUCGGAGGCCAAGCAGCGGCUCCAGACUGAGCAUAGCCGGUUCAGAUGGAGCCAGUUGGCUCUCAAGUCCGUUCUUGUUGAGAAGGUGGGAGAAGGUGCUGAUUGCGAUGGACAUUCGGAGGAGUCCGAGCCCUGCGCUCAACAAGGUUGCCCGAGGGACUGUGUCCUCCACGAUUGGGAGCCGUGGUCCGACUGCUCCCACACCUGUGGGCCCCUUGGCAGGCGGAAGCGGAUCAGGGAUGCAGAGUCGGAGAUCGAAGGCGGCAGGCCUUGCAAUGAGUCGAACGAGGAGUACGAGGCUUGCGGCCUUGAAGGUUGCCCUCGCAACUGCAUCUGGGGUGAUUGGGGCGGCUGGAGCAAUUGCACACAGAGCUGUGGCAAAGGCAUUGCAUUCCGGAACAGGAUCCAGCUGGUGGUGGCUGCCUAUGGUGGAAACUGCGUGGGCAGUGCUACGCAGACAGAAUACUGCAACGAUGUGCCUUGCCCUGAGGAUUGCAGCUGGAACGAUUGGGGCGAGUGGACGUCGUGUACGCAAUCCUGCGGAGGAGAUGUCACCGGGACAAAGUCGCGGCUUCGCACGAAAUCAGGGCCCUUCAAUGCCGGGCAGGAGUGUGUUGGCUUCCCCACGGAGACGGCCGCGUGCAAUGCACCUGGCGGUUGCUCUGUCAAUUGCACCUGGGAGGACGGGUUCAGCCGCGGACGUGACUUUUAG
Symbiodinium sp. CCMP2456 is the source of this 2445-nucleotide messenger RNA. Lineage: Eukaryota; Dinophyceae; Suessiales; Symbiodiniaceae. The record is from the annotation of a GenBank genome assembly.